Molecule: messenger RNA, 612 nt
Organism: Saccostrea cuccullata (small rock oyster)
Lineage: Eukaryota; Metazoa; Mollusca; Bivalvia; Ostreida; Ostreidae
Exons: 4
Coding region: 60-542 (160 amino acids)
Source: RefSeq, a predicted model, not a curated record
CGGGGUGUGAAAAACCAACAGCGGUCGCAGUAAAAACAUGUGACGCAACAAUUUCUUGUAUGACAUCAUGCGACCAUGGAUACACACUGGGAGAGAAGGGUCACGACGGUUGUCCUGCUUGUAGAUGUGAAGCGAAAUGCACCACGUGUGAAACUCAUCCCAUCGUAGUGCAGAAAGUGGAUGAAUGCCACAACUGUGAAAAGAAACCAGUUGUGGUGGUCCAGAAGACCUCCGAAUGUACGGAAAACUGCGGACACCACACAGGAACAUACGUGGCUGUGGGCGGAUCUAGUGGAGGUAGCUCUGGCGGAGCCGCCGGUGGCAGUGGUGGAUUUGGUGGCGGAUCCGGUGGUCUAUCAGCUGGAGGUGGUGUCAUGUCGGCAGGAGGCGGCGGUAUGUCGGCAGGAGGAAUGGCAGCCGGCGGAAGCGGCGGAGGAGCCCAGUGUAAACCUCUUCCCCCUAACUGUCACCCUCAUUGUAUAAAGUAUGAUGUUGCACACUGUCGACUGUGUAUGUGUGAGAGUGAACCCAUGCACGGAUGAGACAUCAAUUUUGCUGUCAACAGUAUUCAGAAUUCUUUGUUACCCAUCAAUGCAUUCUGUAAAAAUCUCU